This is a messenger RNA of Saxophila tyrrhenica, 1119 nucleotides long. RefSeq lists its product as uncharacterized. Lineage: Eukaryota; Fungi; Ascomycota; Dothideomycetes; Mycosphaerellales; Extremaceae. The transcript is spliced from 2 exons. The record is from RefSeq and is a predicted model, not a curated record. Gene Ontology annotation, molecular function: lipase activity; arylformamidase activity. The coding region runs from base 1 to 1119 and encodes 372 amino acids.
AUGGCCGCUUCCGACAGCUGGCCAAAACACUCCACAGAACCAUAUUCAGACGACUCAACACUCGAUACCGUGGACAUCUGGCUUCCCCGUGCAUCAUCAUCGGAAGACUCAAAUCGACUCUGGGUAAUAUACAUCCACGGCGGAGCAUGGCGAGACCCAGCAAUCUCAGCUACUUCCUUCACUCCGACUCUCGACAAGCUAUCGAAAUCAGGAGUGGCCGACCAGAUAGCAGGAUACGCGUCCAUCAAUUACAGGCUGUCUCCAUAUCCAUCUCAUCCAACUGAUCCUUCGGACCCUUCAGACCCGGCGAGGAACGCCACACACCCAGACCACAUCAACGACGUAUUAGCAGCGAUCCUGUCUCUUCAGGAGAAACACCACUUCGAGGAUCGAUAUGUGCUCGUUGGCCAUUCGUGCGGAGCCACAUUGGCCAUGCAGGCUGCGAUGAAGCGGUACUGGGGAUCGCAAUACGAGUCUACGUUUGCGCUGGAACUGAAUGUGGUGCCUCCUAAAGCCAUCCUCGGGGUGGAAGGAAUCUACGAUAUGCCGGCCUUCGUUCGCAAUCAUGAGGACCAGCCCAUCUACAAAGACUUUGUCCACAACGCUUUUGGACCGUCUGGAUGGGACGCUGCAAGUCCCACAAAUGGUGACUACGAAGAGAGUUGGCCAGAUGGUGAGCUGGUCGUCCUCGCACAUUCAGCGGAUGAUUCUCUGGUCGAACCAGAGCAGGCUUCCUCGAUGAAAGAUGUUCUCGAAGCUCAGGACUGGAACAGAUCAGAGCGACGACAAGUCAAGACGUUCGAGGUACAUGGUGAACAUGAUGAGGUGUGGCAGACGGAAGAGGUCGCGAGAGCUAUUGACUGGACUCUUCAGCAGCUGCAGCCGUCCACUUCGAUCAUACAAAAUGUCUCGCUGGCCACUACAGGCGAGGCCGAGCUGAAGGUCACCAGCUUCGGUCCCGAAGUAGAAUCACUAGCACAGUCAGCAGUCAGCAGCUACCUUCUCCGACCCCAUGCGGUCGGUCGUCGGCUUGCGGGGCUGUCCAGAGUUCCAGACUUUUGGUGGACGAUGGGAAACGCAUGGGGUUCUCAAGAGCGAGAAGGGAAUGAACGCGAAUAG